UGUCUAUCAUUCAUCUAUCAAAUAAAUUUUUCACGUAAUGCGGAUACAAAGAUAAAUGGAUGUAAGAAACUAUAUUAAUUUCUUAUGAUAAAGUUAUUUUAAUUGAUUAAAGAAUCUUAAGGAUUAGUUUUGUGGUUAAUUAUUUAAUAAUACAAUGGCUGAAAACGAGGAACUCACUGGACCAGUAUCACAAGAAGACAUAGAAGCAGCAGAAAAAUAUAAAAAUGAGGCAAAUGAAUGUUUUAAAAAACAACAUUACAAUAACGCUAUUGAAUUAUACUCUAAAGCAAUAGAAAAGAACCCAAAAAAUGCCAUAUACUACGGGAAUAGGAGUAUAUCAAAUUUAAAACUGGAAAAUUUUGGUUAUGCUUUGAGUGAUGCAACAAAAGCAAUAUGUUUGGAUAAAACUUACAUUAAGGCCUAUUACAGGCGAGCAGCGGCUAAUAUGUCUUUAGGAAAAUAUAAGCAAGCACUUAUGGAUUUCCAAUAUGUUACCAAAGUUAGGCCAAAUGACAAAGAUGCCAAGUUAAAGUACAAUGAAUGUAACAAAAUAGUUAUGAAAAUUGCUUUUGAGAAAGCAAUAGCAGUAGAGAAGAAAGAAGUGAAUAUAGCUGAUUCUAUUAAUUUAGAUUCUAUAACUAUUGAAGAUGAAUAUGUGGGGCCAAGUCUGGAAGAUGGAAAGGUUACUCUCAAGUUUGUGACUGAACUUAUGAAAUUCUAUGAAAAUCAGAAGAAGCUUCAUAAGAAAUAUGCAUAUAAAAUACUAAUAGAUGUCAAAGCAUAUCUUCAAAAACAGCCGUCUCUAGUAGAUAUUAAGGUGGAUGAUGAUAAAAAGUUCACCGUAUGUGGAGACAUUCAUGGCCAGUACUACGAUUUAAUGAACAUAUUUAAACUUAAUGGAUUACCUUCUGAGAGCAAUCCGUACUUGUUUAACGGUGACUUUGUUGACCGCGGCUCAUUUAGUGUUGAAUGUAUAUUUACCUUAUUCAGUUUUAAGUUGUUGUAUCCGGACCACUUCUUUAUGUCUAGAGGAAACCACGAAACGCUAGACAUGAACAGGGUAUAUGGUUUCCGAGGCGAAGUAACAUCUAAAUAUUCAUCACAAAUGGCUGAUCUCUUUACUGAGGUGUAUCAUUGGCUGCCAUUAGCCCAUUGCAUUAAUUCGCGUGUGCUUGUGAUGCAUGGAGGUCUAUUCUCGAAGGACGACAUCACGCUCGAUGAUAUCCGCAAAGUCGAGAGGAAUAGGGAACCCCCAGAAGAUGGUAUAAUGUGCGAGCUGCUCUGGUCAGACCCACAGCCAAUGGAGGGAAGGUCCCCAUCCAGAAGAGGCGUGGGCUGCCAGUUCGGGCCAGACGUCACGGCCGCGUUCCUCAAAACCAACAAGUUGGACUACGUCAUACGAAGUCAUGAGGUCAAAAAUGAUGGGUACGAGGUCGCGCAUGAUGGGAUGUGUAUCACGGUCUUCUCAGCGCCUAAUUACUGUGACACAAUGGGGAACCUGGGUGCAUUCAUAACUAUGAACGGGAAGGACCUUAAACCCAACUUCACAAAGUAUGAAGCUGUUCCUCAUCCGGACGUGAAAGCCAUGGCGUACGCGAACUCAGUUCUCAGCAUGCUCUACUAAACACGGUCAGGCGAACUGUUAAUUGUUAGCGGCCUUAUUAGGCGAUUAAUCACAUUUUGCCGCCUUCAUUAUCGUAAAUAGACAAUUUUAUCCAAUGAUAUUAAUAAUAAACUAAACCAGUGUAAAUAAUCAUAUUUGGGAGCUACUCAUAAGAUGUUAUAAAAGAUUAAAUAACGUGGUCGUUACCUUAGUAACGAUGUUAUCUCUAGGUAACUAUGGUAACGAAUCCCGUAGUAUCUUAGUCAAAAUAUAUCAGAUUUUUCUUCCCAGUGUUUUGCGUAUUAUUAAAGAAACAUGACGAAUCAUGUCACAAUCGAAAUUCUAGUCGUAAAAUGAAUUUAUGAUUAACAAUUUGGGUUGGAACUUUUUUUUUAAGCCACCGUCUUUACACAGGUAUCCUUAGGCAUAGGGUUACCAUAAUGAAAUAUUGACUAUAUUUAAUCUGUAUAUAACGUAAAAAAAACUACAAAAAUAGUGACAGAAUAUAUAUACCGAAUCUACUAGAUUCAAAUAGAAUUAAUAAUAACACAAUUUUUUUUUAGUAUUUUUACGUUAUAAAUAAUAUCUGGAUAAAUAUUUCUAUUCCGUGUUGUAAUGGUGUUCGGUCUUCCUGUUUCACGAUAAUAUGACUAAACGCCUAUGUUAUGUCGCUAGACCACUUAAUUGAAGAAAAAUAGAUAAAUAUUACCUAAAAACUUUUUAUGGUUGGAAGACACAUGGUUUAUUAUUAGUGGCAUUGCGAUUAUUAUAAACGUCAUACGUCUCCACGAUCUGUCAAUUGAUUAAGUUUGACAUUUGACAGUGCUCAAGAUUCUGUCAUCAGUUUAUAUGGUUAUUAGUAUUGAUUUUUUCGUUUUGUUUUAUUUUUAAGGUGUAUUUGUAGAAAGGUACAAUUAUGUUUAAUCAAAUGAGGUAACUUUUUUUUCUGUACAUAAUGCGAUUGUACGUGAAUGCAUUUUUUUGUACAUUCUAAGUUUUUAAAUGUUGCCAUUAUUUUAUUUCAAUAUUGAU
Molecule: messenger RNA, 2635 nt
Organism: Pieris brassicae (large cabbage white)
Lineage: Eukaryota; Metazoa; Arthropoda; Insecta; Lepidoptera; Pieridae
Gene: PpD3
Product: serine/threonine-protein phosphatase 5
Exons: 9
Coding region: 155-1624 (489 amino acids)
Cellular component (GO): cytosol; nucleus
Molecular function (GO): protein binding; protein serine/threonine phosphatase activity
Source: RefSeq, a predicted model, not a curated record